Messenger RNA from Emiliania huxleyi CCMP1516, 11421 nucleotides. RefSeq lists its product as hypothetical. Gene Ontology annotation, biological process: protein targeting to vacuole; protein retention in Golgi apparatus. Gene Ontology annotation, cellular component: extrinsic component of membrane. The record is from RefSeq and is a predicted model, not a curated record. The transcript has 4 exons. Bases 1 to 11421 code for a protein of 3806 amino acids. Lineage: Eukaryota; Haptophyta; Isochrysidales; Noelaerhabdaceae.
AUGGUCGUCUCCUGGGUCGCCGAGGCGCUGCUCGAGCGGCUGAUCGGUCCCUACGUGAAGAAGAAUGAGCGCAAGCUAGACCUUAGCGGCGGCACGAUGGUUAUUCGCGGCGUCGAGCUGCGGCCGGACGUGUUCGACAGCCUCGGGCUGCCUGUGACGGUGCGAGGAGGAGAGGUGGGAGAGCUGGAGAUUUCAGUGCCGUGGAGCAAGCUGCGCACCGAGAGCGUCGUGAUCCGCGUGCACCGCCUCUCGCUCCUGGUCGCGCCCGUGUGUGAGGAUGAGUGGGACGAGCCGCUCGAGGCGAGCCGCUUGGCUGCGCGCAAGGAGCGGGAGCUGCAGGCGCUGGCGGGCACGAUCGCUCCUUCGCCGGAGGCGGGCGGGGCCGACAAGAGCGGCUGGGUCGACCGGCUGAUGGAGCGGGUACUGCACAACCUGCAGGUGGUCGUGACGUCGGCGGUGGUCCGCCUCGAGGACUACUCGCACUCCUCCGUCCCCUUCGGCGUCGAGGUCGCGAUGGACUCGCUCUGGUUCCAUCCGGCGCACGUCGACUCGGCCAACGAGCCGCAAGCUGCGGUCAAGCAGUCGGCCGACGAGGAGCCGUUUCGACAGCGCGAGGCGCUGGUGUGCGCCCUGUGCGCCUACGUGCUGCCUGCGGCGGCGCUGCCGCCCAGCCUCGCCGUCGACGCUCCGGCGGCGAUGCGGCUCAACGCGUACGCCUGCCUCCUCGACCCGCUCUCCUUCGCGCUCGAGGUGUCGACCGCCCCGCUCGGAGGCGUGCCGCUUGCGAGGGAGGGCGAGAGGGAGGGCCGGAGGGAGGGCCAGCGAGCGGGCGGAGCGGCCGUCCCCCGCCACACCGCGAGCCUCGAGGCCGGCCGCGUCACGCUGCGACUGCAGCUGGCGGACGUGGCGCACCUCGCCGCUUGCGCCGCCUACCUCGGCGCCUUCGAGCGGCUCGAGGCGCAUCGGCGCUUCCGGCCGCGGCUCGGCUGCCGCCCAUCGUCGCACCCUCGCGCCUGGUGGCGGUACGCGACCGACGCCGUCCGCUGGGCGAUCCGGUCGCGCGACGAGCCCUUCACGUGGGCGCAGAUCGCGGCGCGGGCAAGGCAGCGGCGCGCAUACGUCGCUUUGCGCGCCAAGCAGCUCGCGGCCGGGCGCGGGCUGAGCGACGCCGAGGAGGUUUCCUUCUCGCAGCUGCGCUCUGCGCUAUCCGCGCGCGAGCUGCACCUCUUCGACCAGCUCGCAGAGGUCGCUGGCGCGGCGGGCAGCGGCGGAGAGGGCGGCGGCAAGGGCAACCACGGCGGCAGCGACGGCGCGGCUGUCGGCGCCGCUGCGGGCGGCGGCAGCAGCGGCAGCGGUGGCAGCGGUAGCGGCAGCGGUGGCGGUGGUAGCGGCAGCGGUGGCAGCGGUAGCGGCAGCGGUGGCGGUGGUAGUGGCGGCGGGGGCGGCGGCUGGUGGAGCGGUUGGAAGAGCAGUUCCGCUCCGCCCGCCCAGGCCGCCGGGGCGGCACGAGGCGGCCGGGACGAUGUGCUGAGCGAUGAGCAAAGGCGUGCGCUGGCCGAGCUACUCGAGGAGGGCGACGAGGAGCCGCAGAGGCUGUCGGAGCGGCUCUCUUUGCACGGCCGCCUCCUGAUCUCCGAGCUCGUGCUCGUGCUGCACGCGCCGUCAGAGGCGCUCGCCGCGGACGCUGACCCCGACGCCGCCGGUGGCAGCACGCAGGCGGGUCCGGCGGCGCUGCAGGCGACCCUGACCUCGUGCGGGCUGAACUUUGGCGUCGCGAGCGCAGCCUACUCGGCCGACGCUUUCUUCAAGACGCUCGAGGUCGAGCUCGUCGGCCGCGCGGCGGGCGGCGGCGGCGGCGGCGUGCCCCUUGCAUCCUCGCUCAUGCACGUUCCGGCCGAGGAGAGCCGGCCACUCAUGCCGCCGCUCGAGGUGGACACGCGCGCCGCUUUCGUGGCGGCGGGCGUGCGCGAGUGGCUCCCGUUGCUCGUCGAGCGGUCGGACGACGCGCGGCGCGGCUCGCGCUGGCAGCUGAGCGCGAGCUGGCAGUGGGAGCCUCCCGACGGCGGCGAUGACGGGGCGUCGCAUUUGCGCGUCUCGGCACACAACUCGGAGCAGCUGCAGCUCCUCGCCAACCACGCCACCGCCAGCCGCGUCGGUGCGCUCGUCGCCGCCGGCCUCGCGACGGCCUCGCACGUGGGCGGCGGCCCGCUCGAGCUGCCAGGGAGGGGGGAGGAGGCGGUUGGGGCGAGCAGCGCCGCCCGCGGCCGCGGCGGCCGCGGUGCGAGCUCGCGCGGCGACGACGCUGCACGGGUCUUGCGCCGUGCGGUGGGCUCGAUGCGUCCCGAAUCGGGCCUCAGUGUGGAGCUCAGCGCGCGGCUGACCCCGCCGGUGUGGCUGCUGCUGCUCGAGCCCGCUUCGGCCGGCUCGCGCGCAGUCUGCUUGCGAGCGGAGCGGCUGGUGACGUGCGCACGGCUAGGGCGUGCCGCUCCUGCGGCCGGGGGCGACGAGGCGGCGCGAGGGCCGGGGGUGGCGGUGAGCCGCGCGUGCGGGAGCUUGGCCUGCUUUGACCUCGAGGUGGGGCGGGCGCAGGCGGAGCUCCUGCGGCUGAGUGCAUGGAGGGCGCCGCUUUCGGUGCUGCCGCUGGCCGGUCAGGUGGGGACGAGCAGCCGCUGCCUCCUUCUCGCGCCGCUCGACCUGACGCUCGGCCUCGACGCCAGCCUCGCCGCCGCCCCCGGGGAUCGCCUCCGUGCGCGCGCCUCGCUCUCGCACGCCGAGCUGUGCGUCACGCCCGAGGCGAUCGCCGCCGCCACCAUCGCGGUCAACCUCGCCGCCGCCGACCGCAGGACGGGUCGCAAGGCUUUGCGCCACGCCUUGCGGCAACAGAGCCAUCAGGGCGAGGCGCUUCGCAGCAUGGAGGCGGCGGCGCUCGCUGGACCCGCGCCUCCGCCCAGGCGGUUGCUCCCAGCGCUCACCGCCGCGGCCGCACGGCUCGAGUUUGAGGCGCGGUUAGAUGGCGCGAGGUUGGUCCUCGAGUCGAGCGCGCAGCAGUUGCUGCAGCUCGAGGCGGGGCCGCUCAGCCUCGCGGUGAGCGGUGCGCCACUCGAGCCGCAGAUUGGCGGCGUUGGCGCCAAGGCGGGGCCGCGCGUGGGCGCAGCUAUCGAAGCGCGAGUCUCUCUUGUGCGCGUGGCCGUAACCGCCCCGCAGCUCGUCGGAGCCGGCGCCUUGGUGGCGCUCGAGCCGGCGCAGCAACAGGAGUAUGGCGGCGAGACGAUGCUCGCAGCAGCGCAGGAAGCCGCGCGGGCAGCCGAGGCGACGGUGCGCGUGAGCGUCGCGCCAGCUCCCACGGUGGAGGGCGGCGCACCAUCGUUGCUACGUCUCGCCCUCGCGUCGCCCCCGCGGCUGGUGUUUGGCGCCGUGUCGGUGUGUCUACCAGUGGGCCGUUCGCUGCUUCCCACGCUGUGGACUCUCCACUCGGACAUGGAUGCGCUGUCGCGGGAGCUGGGGGCAGCGCUAGCGGCGGCGGCCGCUGCCGAGGCCGACGAGGUGGCCCUCGCCCCGCCCGUGGCAUCUCCUCCGCCAGCCGUGCUCGACGCGCUUUGCGGGGCUAGCCUGGCCGGAGCCCGCGUGGAGGGCGGGCCGGUCUCCCUCGCGCUGAGCGACGAUGCGGCAGAUCUCAUCGAGCUUCGCCUCACUUCGCUGUGCGUCACACACCCGCCCACCGUUGCAGAAGGCGAUGUGGCUGCCGGGCUGCACGUCUCUAUCGGGAUGCUGGAGGUGCAAGCAGUCGCUACGGCGGAUGGCGCGCAGAGGCUGGAGCGGUCUCUCAUGCGCACGGCGAGUCGGGCAGGCGAGCCGGCGUUUGCGAUUACCUGGCGCGGUCCCAGCCAGCUCCAGCUUACCACGCAGCCGAUGGUGAUGCGGCCACCAGGUGGCACCGUCGACGGAAUCGAGCGUUUGCAUGCCGCGGGCCUCGAUUUCAUGGUCGAGCUCCGCGCCAUGGGCGUGCUCCCGCCACCGCCGCCGCCGCCGCCGCCACUCCCGCUUCCAGCAGAGCGGGCUGUGCGCGCUGCUUUGCGUCUCUCCCUUGAAGCCACCGCCAUCCGCCUCCUUCCGGCGAGCGAGGCUCACGCGUCGAAAGAGCCCGACGGCGCGGUGGAGCUUUUGCUGGGCGCUUCAACGGUUGCUGCGACCCUCCUCCCCGCUCUGGAGCCGCCAGACGACGUGGCAGCAGCUGCUGACGCGUUUGGGAUUGCAGCAUGGGAGAGCCCGCGCGCAGCACAGGGUUUGAGCGCGGCAGAGUCGCCCUCGGAGAAGGAACGCGAGUCGCUCGCGGCCGUCGAUGCUUUGCAGGCGAGACCUCUCUUCGAGCUGCCGCGACUCGAACUUGCCGUGGCCGUGGGGCGCAAGGUGCUGCGAGCGGGCCUGCUUUCCAACCACCCAGCGACCCUCUCACUUGAGCCGCACAGUUUGCUUGCCCUCUGCGCGGGCGCUGACGACGCUUCGCGUCUCGAAGUUCUUCGGCCAAAGCUGGAGCCGGGCCCACCCGCCUUUGCUGUUGCAGCACAUGUCAGCGCGGUUGUCGUUCGUGUCUCCUGCGGUGGCGAUCUGGACGCCUCCACGCUCCGCCUGGACCACCUCGGGAUGAGCUGCGGCGGCGCAGAGCGCGAUCUCGCUUGCCUGCGCGCGUCAGUGGGAGACGCUAAAUUGUGGGCAGGAGAGAGCGACAGCCCACCGCUCAUCGCCACCACCACCUCAGCGGGCACAGAGACGUCGCCCACGGUCAAAGGGAACGAGUUGCUCGUCGUCGAACGGACCGCCCCAUCCGACGCGAGUGCGAUUCCGCUGGUUGCGAUUCGCAUCGCGCCUCUCGAUGCAACCCUCUCGCCGGAGGCAGUCGCCCAGCUCUCGAGCAUAGCGGCAGCUUUCCAGUCAUAUUCGCAGCCGCCGCAGCCGCCGCAGCCGCCGCCGCGCCUCUCCUCACAGGAGCUUCAGGGGCCCGCUCCUGCUUCGACAGCGUUGCAAAUUCAGCUCGAGCCGGCCGUGGUGCAGGUGUGGCUGCUUCCCGCGUCAUUGCCGCCGAGCAGUGUCAGGUUUGACCCCGCGGAGGCUCAAGGCGAGAGGCGAGGGGCGCGCAUCCGCUUGAGGGCGGCUGCGACCUACCUGGCCAUGCCACUCUCCGAGGGGUCCGAGGGCUCACAGGUCCAGCUCACACUCGAUCUGUCGCACAGCGCGACGACCACAUUUGCUGCGCGCGGAGGACUCGAGGAGGAGCUGCCGCUCAUCUCACCGUUCGAGGUGAGCGUCCAGGCUAGCACGAGGCCGGCUCCGUCCCCUUCGGUGGCGGCAGAGGCACACGCCGCCACCGCACCUUCAUCGUUGGCCGCGGCGGACGGGGUGCAAGCGGCGGUGCAGGUUCAGGUGUCGUCGCCACUCGAACUGGAGAUUGACGCGCUGCAGCUCCGCCUGCUUCGGGAUCUGAGCGAGGAAUUCGCCCCGAGCUUGGCCGACACGCCUGCGGCCCCGACGGGCACCGGAGCCGGAGCCGAGCCCGCAUCCCUGCCACACCGUCAGCUCGCGCCUCUCGCGAGCAGGAACUCCCUCUCGCUGGAGGUGCGGCUGCUGCGCCACGUGCAGGCACAACUCUACUCUGCGCGCGGCCGCGACCAGCCCUUGUGUGCCGCACGGCUCGAGGGCGCGGCGGCGGGCGCCCCGCUGCUCCACGCGGCGCGGCACGCCUCUGGCUCGGUGGCGGCGGAGGUGCAAGUCAACGCGCGCCUCGAGGUUUCCGUCUACAGCGCCAGCGCGGCCGCGUUUGAGCCGCUGCUCGAGCCGUGGGAUGUCGCGCUCACGGCUCGGCAGCAGCGAGCGCAGCGAGGCGGCUCCGUCUUUGUUCCGGGCAAGUGGUCUGCCCACGCGGACGGGUCGGCACUCGAGGCGAGCCUCUCGGACACGAUGCUCACCUCGCUGCUCGACGGGCGCGUCGCAUUGCUGCGCACGCUCGCCGCGCCCUCGGCUGCCGCCGCCAGCCGCCUCGCCGCGCCACCAGUACUAUUGCGGCUACAAAACGCUUGCGGCGCACGGCUUCGCUAUGGGUUGCAAGAGAGGCAGGGGAAGGGCAAGGGGGUAUCAACCCCCGUGGAGCAGUCCGGGGCGGAGCUGCCAUCUGCGGGCAGUACCGAGCUCGAGCUUCCUUCGAGUCCUGCGUCAGCCCGCGACGCGCGGCCGCUCCAGCGCCUGCACUUGAGCCUCGAGGUGCAAGGCGCGGCCGGGUCCUGGCACCGACUGCCGCCCUUGCCGCUCGCCCGCUCGGGCUCCUGGGCCCUCUGUGCCGUGCCGCCGCCCGACGGCGCGCGCCAUUCGCCGCUGUACGUGUAUUGCGUGAGCCGGCCACUGCUCCUCGCUACAGACGGCGCCGUUGGCUUCAGCCUCCAAGUCCGUUCGCACACCGAGCUCUCAAAUUCUUCGCCGGAGCCGCUCGCUGUCGAGAUCCUCACGCUUCCGCCGCCGCCGCCGCCGCCGCCGCUGCCAGAACCAGCUGCCGAAUCAGCAACAGCACUAGCCGCUGCAAUCGGAGGCGACUCGCUUGACGCGGCGGCGGACACGCACGUGUCUCUCGGCGUGGUGUCUCCCGGCGGGUCGAUCCCGGUCCCGCCGCAUCUGAUGUCGGCGCGCGUGCGGGUGCGGCCGGCCCAUUCGAGCGAGGGGCGUGCUCGCUCGGGUGAGGGCGCGGGCGAGAGCGAUCCCGACGGGAGUGCGUACGAGUGGCCCUCCGAGACAGCGUCCUUCUGGCUCGCCUCGUGCUCGCGGGAAGGGGAGGCGGCGCGAACGCUCGGGCGGCUCCUGCUUCAGUUUCCGCAUCUCGCGGCCUCCGAGGCGCUCAUCGAGAGCUGGCGGUGCGCGCUACCGGCCAACGACCCGAACAACCCAAACGGCCUCCGGCGGCUGCACGGCACGCUCCACCUGACGACCACCGCCCUGGCCUUUGCCUCGCGCGGAGGGCGCGACAUGCGAGAGCUGAUUCCGCUCGGCAAGCUGACCGCAAUUCAAAAGGCGCAGACGCCCCUCUCCCGCAGGCCGGCCAUAGCGAUUUGCCACAGCGCUGGCCCGCCGGGCGGCUCCGCGCCACGCGCCACGGCGGCCGCCCCUCGCGUCCUGCUGCUUUGCGGCUUCGCCUCGCGCGACCGCGCGCUACACGGUCUGCUGCGACACCUGGCGCACUCCCACCCGCAGCUGGCGUCCACAGCGUACCCGCCGCCGAGCGCGCGGCUCACAGCUCGGGUCGGCCUCCAGCCUGGCGAGGCGGUGCUGCACAGCUGUGCCGCCAGCCUCGAGGUGGACGGCGCCUCGGGCGGCGCCGCCAGAGGCACACUCCACCUCACUGACGUGCGGCUUGCCUUUGAACCGGCAGCAAGCAGCCAGCCGGCGCUGCGCGCUUACUGGGCCGACGUGCGAGGCGUGCACCUCGCCGCUGCCUCUGGUCCGGUGACCGCGCAGCAGUCCGGCGUGCCGUUGGUGGUGGAGACCGCCGGCGGCGCUCUGUGGCUUCUGCGCGCCAACUGUCCGCUCGGUGAGUUUGGGGAGGCGCUCGCGGGCUUGCUGCCCGAGGCGGCGCUGCAAGAGCUUCGACGGCUGGUGGGCGGCGAGGACGACGCCGAGUCUGCCCUCGAGGAGGCUGGCACCAGCGAGGCGGACGAUGCUGCCAGCCACGAGGCCGAGGCUGCCAGCUCGGUGGUCCAUCGGAUGGCGGCGGCGCGCCGAGACGGUGCCGGUUCCUACGAGGUGGCGGUGCGGGUGGCGAGUCGGCCAGCGCUCGCCCUCGCCGGCGCGCACAGCUUGUCGGCUCAGCCGCCGCUCCGCACGGUGGUGGUGCUGCAGCCCGCACUCGCCCUUGAGAGCGCGCUGCCGUACCCCGUGCAGUACGUCCUCGUCAGCCCUGCCGUCCUCGUGCCCGCCACCGCGGCGGGCACUCUGCCCGCCGGGGGCUCCUCGGCUGCGUCCUUCCUUCCGCGCGGGGAGCUGCUGCAAUUGCGGCUGCGGAUGGGGCGGCGGUGGGGCCCCGUCGUCGCCGAGUACGCCACAGACCACGCCGGCGCCGCUUCCGGCUGGAAGCCUCUCGUGGCGUCGAGCUGCUCGCUCGACGACCCUCACGGCCGGCCCGCCGCGAUCCACAUCGAGCGGCAAGGCGCCGGCUCCGAGCGGACCGUGCUCUGCCUGCGCCUCUCGGCGCCGCUGUGGCUCGUCAACGAGACGGGACUGCCGCUCAGCUACCGCGUGCGGCGGCCUCGCGGCAUGGCCAAGGCUCGCAAUCCGCGCACGGGCCGCACUUCGUUUGGUGAGAGCCCGAGCGAUGGCCUCGCUUGCGUGGAGGCGGAGCAGAGCGCUCCCGCGGCGGGCUUAGCUUCGACAGCCACCGCGAUGGACAACGCGAGGAGGCUUGGCCCGGCCCUCGGCCGUGCCGCGACCACCUCGAGGCUCUCCACCACGGCAUCAGCCACGGCCGCGGCGCGAUCCGCUGCCUCGCAGCACGCGGCCGCCGCGCCGCCGUCCUCUGCCCGCGGCAAGCUGCUGAGCCGUGCGUCGAGCCUCUCGGCUCGGACGAAGAGCUUCGCGCGCUCUAGAAGGGGCGGUGCCGACCACCAACCGCCGCCGCCGCCGCCGCCGCCGCCGCCGCCGCCGCCGCCACCGCCGCCGCCACACGCUGCUCCGCCGCCGCCACCGCCCUUGCCAGCCCAGCCGCCGCCUCCGCCGCCUCCACUACCCCUGUCGGGUGCGGAUGCUUCCGGCCAGGGGGCCGAGGAGGCGGGUGUGGCUGCCCACCGCGAGGACACAGCAGGGCUCGCGGAGAGCGAGGAGAGCGAGGGCGAGGAGAGCGAGGACGAGGAGAGCGAGGCGGAUGGGGAGGAGGGGGGCAGCGAUGGAGCACACGCGGCGGCAGGCAGCGCCGCAGCUGGCGGCGACGCAACCCCCCUUCUGCUGCCUGCGCACCGCAUCUCUCUCGGACUCCCUCGAGCGCUGGCAGGCCCCGCCGCAGCCGCCGUCGGGCCGGGCGAGCGCGUCUGGAGCAAGGCGAUCCAGUGCGAGACGGGGAGCUCAAGCUGCGUGGCCCUCGGCCCAUACGAGCUCGCCGCCGAGCAGCUGGCGCCGCCCAACGACGCGGCGCGCAGCCGGCUGCUCGUGCUGCGGCCACGCUACCGGCUCGUGAACCGGACGGGCAUCUCGAUCGCGCUCUCCCCGUCGGCGAGGCCCAGCCUGCUGCCGCCCGCUGUCCCGCCCUUCGUUCUGCCGGCGGGCCAGCUGGAGCCGCAGCCGCUCCACUGGCGUGGCACGCCGUCGGCCGAGCGCAUGCUCCGCCUCGCACACGUCGCCACGGACGGCGGCACACCCCCGCUGCCGACGGCGGGCGCGACCGGCGGGGUCGGCGCCGCGUGGAGCGGCGCAUUCGCCCUCGAGCCCUCGCGAGACGACUUGGUGGUGGGCGUGCCCGGCCGGCCCGGCCUGCUGGUGGACGUGCUCGUCGAGGAAAGCGACGCCGGGCUGCUCGUCUGCCUCGACGCGGCGGGGGUGCCGCCUUACGUGCUGCACAACGAGUGCGGCGCCCCCCUCGCCGUCCGGCAGAAGGGGUGUGAGCGGCAGCACCUCGCGCCGGCGCGCGGCACUUUGCCGUACGCGUGGGACGAGCCGCUCGGCGAGCGCGUGCUGCUGCUCUCGCCGCUCGGCGAUGCUGGAGCGCUCGAGCAGUAUGAGAUUGCGGUGGACGCACUCGGCGAGCCGGUGGCACACGGCGCGCCGCCCCGCUUCUGGACGGUCACGUCUCUCGGCGAGUCGCACCGCGCCCUCCGGAUCUCGCCGCGGCUGCCGACUGACGCGGCGCGCUCUGCCGAGCUCUCGCUCUCCCUCUCUUUCCUCAUCGCCUCCGCCGGCCUCUCGCUGGUCGACGUCCGCGGCCGCCGCUCCGAGCUGGCGUAUGCGCGCGCGGCUCCCAUCGUGAUCUCGGCGAUGCAGUCGGCGACUGAGCUCGAGUGGCAGCUGCUGGUGACGCGGCUGCAGCUCGACAACCAGCUGCCGCGCGCCGGGCUGACGACCGUCUUGCUCGGCGAGGCGGCCGCCGAGGCGGCGCCGGGCUGGCUGCAGCUCAACGUCUCGCGCCGGCGGACGGAGAAGCGGAUCCGCGAGCUCACAAUCUCGCUGAGCGACACGCAGCUGCAGAUUGAGGAGGCGUUUCUCGGCGCAGUGCACGGGUUUGGCGCGCGGCUGAGCGCGGCGGUUGCGGCGGCGGCGGGCGAGGCUGGCCUCGGCGAGGGCGCGGCGGCGGAGCCGGCGCUCGGCGCUGUCGCGCUGCCUCCUCCUGCGACGGCACGCAAGCGGCCGUGGUACGUUGAUGAGCUGUCGAUGGCCGAGGCGCGGCUGAGCGUCUCGCACCGGCGGCUGCCAUCCGUUGUGGCGCGGCAGGCGCGGAGCGGGGUGCGGCUGCCUCUUUCGCUGCCCAACUUUGACGGGCUGCCGCUCCGGCUGCGCCCCUUUGAGCGGCGCCACAUCUUUCUGGAGCGCGCGCGCCUGCAGCGGCAGCUCGGCUCGCACUACAAGGCCGAGACGCUGCGCCAGCUCCACCGGAUCGUGCUCCACGUCGCGAGAUCGGGCACGCUCAACGGCGGCGGCGAUUAUGCGCCGGUCGCUCCCGCGCGCAACAUCGCCCAGGGCAUAGCGCAGGGCGGUGUCGGGCUGUCCCGUGGUCUCUUUCACGGCCUGACCGGCAUCGUCGCGGCGCCGAUGCGCGGCGCACGCGACGGCGGCGGCGUGUCGGGUUUUGCGCGCGGCCUCGGCAAAGGGCUCGCCGGCGUGGCGCUCAAGCCGACGGCGGGCAUGCUCGAGCUCGGCGCCAAGGUGUCCGAGGGAAUAAAGAACACGGGCCGGCCAGAGGGCGCAGGGGGCGCCUGCGAGCGGCUCCGGCUGCCGCGCAUGCUCUACGGGCCGGCGGCGGCCAUCCGGCGCUACGACGCCGUCGACGCCGCCGGCUGGGGCGCAGCGCAGGCCGUCGAGGGCGGCCGGUACGCAGCCGAGCCGCUCGUCUGCUGCGCGCUGUGCGCGCCGCGUGGGCCGGCCGAGGCGCUGCUGCUCGUCUCUGUGGAGAGGCUGAUGCUCGUCCACCUGCCGCACGCUGGCGGCGGCGGCGGCCAGGCGGCGCAGGCGGUCACCGGGCUCCGCCUGGAGUGGCAGGUGGCGCUGCGCGAUCUGACCGAGCUCAGCUUCGACGCGGCGGGGCCGGCCGUGGUGCUUUGCUCCCCAGAAUUGCGCGCUGGUGAGCCGCGGGGCGAGGGCGGGAACGCGGUACGCGUGCCCCUGGCCAGCGUCGAGUACUGCCACACCCUCGCCUCGGGCCUUGCGGAGCUGGUCGUGGGGGCGACUGCAACGAGGCGUAGGUGA